AGGCUUGGUUAGCGAUUAUUGGGUUCUUCAGUAGCGUUUUCUUCUUGUUCUCAAAUUGGGGUUUCUGCCGGAGCGCUUCUGCUAUGAAAUUCUCUUCAUUGAUUUUUCCCUUUUUCUUUAACAAGUCUUCCUUCGUUUCACUCAAUUGAAUCUGAGUACUAGGGUUUAUAGAUUGACAAUGCCAUCUCCAUAUCUCCACCAUGUGUAAACCCUACUAACUCCAGAAUUCCCAAAUUGGAACCCUAUAUAUAUAUAUAAUUUUGCAUCCACCCUCGAGAAAUCCUCCUCACGACAUCCACAAGAAUGUCAAUCUCGCAAGACCUGUACCCAAGUGAAGAGGAUUAUCUGUACGAGGAAGAGGUUCUCCGCAACCCAAACAGCCUUAAGCUAUGGUGGCGAUACUUAAUCGCCCGCAGCGAAGCCCCUUUCAAGAAACGCGCAAUUAUUUACGAGCGUGCCCUGAAAGCUUUGCCCGGAAGCUACAAGCUAUGGCACGCUUAUCUCCGCGAGCGCCUCGAGAUUGUUAGGAACUUGCCCAUUACGCACUCUCAGUUUCAAACCCUAAACAACACCUUCGAACGAGCUCUCGCCACGAUGCACAAGAUGCCGCGUAUUUGGAUCAUGUACCUGCAGUCAUUGACACAGCAAAAGUUGAUUACCAAGACGCGGCGCACUUUUGAUCGAGCAUUAUGCGCGCUCCCAGUUACUCAGCAUGAUAGGAUUUGGGAAUAUUAUUUGAUUUUUGUGUCGCAGAAGGGUGUUCCGAUCGAGACCUCUUUGAGAGUGUACAGGAGGUAUUUGAAAUAUGACCCUGGUCAUAUUGAGGAUUUUAUUGAGUUUUUGAUUAAUUCGGAGUUGUGGCAGGAGGCAGCGGAGAGGCUGGCAGGGGUUUUGAAUGACGAUCAGUUUUUCUCAAUAAAGGGGAAAACAAGGCACAGGUUGUGGUUGGAAUUGUGUGAUCUGUUGACACAACAUGCGAGUGAGAUAUCAGGAUUGAAUGUGGACGCAAUAAUUAGAGGAGGGAUUAGGAAGUUUACGGAUGAGGUUGGGCGGUUGUGGACAUCUUUGGCGGACUAUUAUAUCAGGAGGGGUUUGCUGGAGAAGGCCAGGGAUAUUUUUGAGGAAGGAAUGACAACAGUGAUUACUGUGAGGGAUUUUAGUGUUAUAUUUGAUGCAUAUUCACAGUUUGAGGAGAGUAUGCUGUCCAUCAAAAUGGAAACUUUGGAUGAUAGUGACGAUGAGGAUAAUGAGAAUGGAGAGGAGGAGGAGGAGGAAGAAGAGGAGGACGAUAGGUUGGAUAUCGAGAAGUUGAGGAAGAGGAUUGACAAGUUUUGGUUGAAGGAUGACAAGGAUGUGGAUUUGAGGUUGGCAAGAUUGGAGUAUCUGAUGGAUAGGAGGCCAGAGUUGGCUAACAGUGUGCUCUUGAGACAGAAUCCUCACAAUGUAGAACAAUGGCAUAGGAGGAUUAAGCUCUUUGAGGGAAAUCCCACAAAGCAAAUUUUGACUUACACAGAGGCAGUGAGGACAGUGGACCCAAUGAAGGCUGUCGGAAAACCACAUACUCUGUGGGUAGCAUUUGCUAAGUUAUAUGAGAGCCAUAGAGAUGUUUCCAAUGCUCGGGUGAUUUUUGAUAAGGCCGUGCAGGUCAAUUAUAAGACUGUGGAUCAUCUAGCCAGCGUUUGGUGUGAAUGGGCAGAGAUGGAGCUCAGACACAAAAAUUUUAAGGGUGCAUUGGAACUGAUGCGCCGUGCUACUGCAGAACCCUCUGUUGAGGUCAAGAGGAGAGUGGCUGCUGAUGGCAAUGAACCAGUGCAGAUAAAGCUUCAUAAAUCCCUUAGGCUGUGGACAUUUUAUGUUGAUUUGGAGGAAAGUCUGGGCAGCCUGGAGUCAACUCGUGCAGUUUAUGAGAGAAUAUUGGAUUUGAGAAUAGCCACUCCCCAAAUUAUAAUAAACUACGCCAUGCUUUUAGAAGAUAACAAAUAUUUUGAAGAUGCAUUUAAAGUUUACGAGAGAGGCGUCAAGAUAUUUAAAUACCCACAUGUGAAAGAUAUCUGGGUCACUUAUCUUUCCAAGUUUGUCAAGAGAUAUGGGAAGUCAAAAUUGGAACGAGCUCGGGAGUUAUUUGAGCAUGCAGUUGAAAUGGCCCCUGCAGAAUCUGUGAAACCUCUAUAUCUUCAAUACGCUAAGCUAGAGGAAGACUAUGGUCUGGCUAAAAGAGCAAUGAGGGUAUACGAUCAAGCAACCAAGGCUGUCCCAGCUAAUGAGAAAUUGGGCAUGUAUGAAAUUUACAUUGCCCGGGCAGCUGAAAUAUUUGGUGUACCAAAAACUAGAGAGAUUUACGAGCAAGCUAUAGAAUCGGGCCUGCCAGACAAGGAUGUGAAGGUCAUGUGUCUAAAGUAUGCUGAACUUGAGAAGAGCCUUGGUGAAAUCGACCGCAGUCGCGCAUUAUAUAAACACGCUUCGCAGUUUGCUGACCCGAGAACUGAUCCCGACUUCUGGAACAAAUGGCAUGAGUUUGAGGUGCAGCAUGGAAAUGAAGAUACCUUCAGAGAGAUGCUCCGAGUGAAAAGAAGUGUAUCUGCUAGUUAUAGCCAGACGCACUUUAUCCUACCAGAGUAUUUAAUGCAAAAGGAUCAGAUGCAGACCCUUGAGGAAGCUAAGGAUGUUCUUAAGAAAGCGGGUAUGGCUGAUGAUGAAAUGGCUGCCCUUGAAAGGCAGUUAGUCCCCUCUGCAAAUGAAACCACAGCGAAUGAUACUGGUAGACGACUAGGGUUUGUGAGUGCUGGGUUGCAGAACGGAGGGGAGACGAUGGCAAACAAGGAGGAUAUUGAACUUCCCGAAGAUAGUGACUCUGAAGAUGAUGAAAAGGUUGAGAUAGCACAGAAAGAUGUUCCAACAGCAGUAUUUGGAGGUUUGGUGCGGAAAAGAGAUGAGACGGAUGAAGAUGUGGAAAACGGUAAAUCAACUGUUACAGAAAGCAACAAUGAUGGGCAUCUAGGUGCCCUGGAGAGAAUAAAAAGAAUGAGGAGAGGCGCAUAAUUAGUUGUUAAAUCUAUUCAUGCUAUUUUCUUGAUGAAAUGAUCUUACUCUCCGAGACACGCUCAUCACUCUGAGGUUUUCUGUAUAUUGCUGGGGUACUAGAUUAAUACUCCGUGCAAGGGAAUUUGCUUGGGCUUAAGUAGCCCACUGUUGUUGUAGUUUGUUUCAGAACCUGCGUAUUUCAGUUUUGUUGUAAAUGUACGAAUCAAACUGACAGGGAAACUAGUUUUUUGGAGCCUC
Messenger RNA from Sesamum indicum (sesame), 3279 nucleotides. RefSeq names its product Tetratricopeptide repeat (TPR)-like superfamily protein. Gene Ontology annotation, biological process: generation of catalytic spliceosome for first transesterification step; mRNA splicing, via spliceosome. Lineage: Eukaryota; Viridiplantae; Streptophyta; Magnoliopsida; Lamiales; Pedaliaceae. Gene Ontology annotation, molecular function: protein binding. The record is from RefSeq and is a predicted model, not a curated record. Gene Ontology annotation, cellular component: Prp19 complex; U2-type catalytic step 2 spliceosome; post-mRNA release spliceosomal complex.